AGUUAUUGCAAACAGAUGUAUAUCGUUGCAAUUGUUUCUUCUCCCACUUUUACUCGUUACAAUUGAUCGAAAAAAAUAAACUUAUAGAUUUUGUAAGAUUUAUCUUAUUUAACUUUUGAUUAUGAUGGAAAUUUGUAGUACAUUUUUAAUUAGAAAUUUGAUAAACGUAAUAGUUUUCAUAUCAUCUAUCAGAUCACUCCAUGCACUUAGACAAUAGAUUAAUCCACAAAUUCGGCAUAACAUGAUGGAUAACCUAACUGGAAUAAUCCAUGCUGUGUGCAAAGGAUUUAUAGACAGUUUGAAAGGAGCUAUCGUUCUUUUUCAUAUACAAAGACAAAUUAAUGAAAGAUUAAUUAAUAGACAACCUUCCAAAACUGACAAACACAAAAGAAGUACUCCUACACGUAGCUCUGCAAUACAUUCUAAUCAACAACAAGGGUCUACAGUGUUAAAGCGCACAAUUGAAUGCUGCGUACUAAAUGGCAUGGUCUUUUGGGUCAGUAUAACAAUUUUUGAAAGUGGACUUCUUCCAUUCAUUAAGUAUUUACUGACAAUUAUAUUUGGCCAUUCGCCUGAUAUGGCAGCAACAGUAUGGUCCUGGACACAACCAUUUUUAUCUUUUACUUUUGAAACUGUUUGGGUAUUACCAUUUUUUCUACUGAGUCGCAUAGUCAGCAGUUUUUGGUUUCAGGAUAUAGCUGAUAGUGCGUAUAGGUAUAGACAAGGAAAACCAUCAAAUCCACCCAAUUGGGCCAAAUUGGUAGCAGACUAUCUUUUCAGUUUAUUAGUGGCAACUUUAUUUCUAGGACAAUCAACGCUAGUAUCCAAAAUGCCAUUACCUUUAUUAGGUGAUAUACUUUCCCUUGUACAUACGUGCCUUUUAUAUGCUCUUUAUGCUUUUGAAUACAAAUGGUACAAUAUGGGUUGGGAAUUGCAUAGACGACUGACUUUUAUAGAAGAAAAUUGGCCAUAUUUUUUGGGCUUUGGAUUACCAUUAGCACUAACUAUUCGAAUGUUUACAUCAUAUGUAAUGAGUGGCUGCUUUUUUUCUGUUCUAUUUCCAUUUUUUAUUAUAAGUGGAAUCGAAGCAGAACCUGUAACUGGAGUUGGCAAUUAUCCAUUAAAAUUGUUCUCUCCAGUUAUUGCUAUUGCUAAUACUCUUUUUAAUAAAACCAUCGGGGCUCGUUAAUUGCAAUAUCAAGAGAAAAUAUUAAACAUUUGACUAUAAUUCUUGAAUUUAA
Molecule: messenger RNA, 1241 nt
Organism: Polistes dominula (European paper wasp)
Lineage: Eukaryota; Metazoa; Arthropoda; Insecta; Hymenoptera; Vespidae
Gene: tank
Product: EI24 domain-containing protein tank
Biological process (GO): macroautophagy
Cellular component (GO): endoplasmic reticulum
Source: RefSeq, a predicted model, not a curated record